Molecule: messenger RNA, 3904 nt
Organism: Carassius gibelio (silver crucian carp)
Lineage: Eukaryota; Metazoa; Chordata; Actinopteri; Cypriniformes; Cyprinidae
Product: serine/threonine-protein phosphatase 2A 56 kDa regulatory subunit epsilon isoform
Exons: 15
Coding region: 503-1906 (467 amino acids)
Biological process (GO): signal transduction; protein dephosphorylation
Cellular component (GO): protein phosphatase type 2A complex; cytosol; nucleus
Molecular function (GO): protein phosphatase activator activity
Source: RefSeq, a predicted model, not a curated record
CCGAACCCGGCCCAGCAUGCUAGACCGCGUCCGUGUUGUGUGUGUGCUAUGGACUCAGCCCAGUAAUAUUGACAAUAGGGCGAAAAAGGGACCGAUAUUCCAUAAUAAAACACAUUUUCUGGAUUAAAAUAACAUAUAAGUGCAGUGUGUGGAUACAAAGAGAUACCCGGGGAUGUUCGUAUUUCUGCUGGAGCCUUUUCUAUCGUCGGAAAUUUGAGUGUUUGAUGGGAUUAUUGCUGUGGGUUUGGCAUUUUUUAAGGCCAAAAACAGAUUUGGUGUCUUUCUUUAUCUUUUUCUGCUGCUUCAAGAGGCCUUGAAGAAGGAAAGACGGUUAAAAACACAGAUCAGCUCUUCACAUCGAAAACAUCAAGGGCAGCAGUAGCUCUAGCAGUGAAUCAAGCAUCCAAAUCAAAAGCUGCAGGACAGCCCACAAUUCAGCAAACAUUUCAGAAACAAAUGAAAGAACAGAUAAACAAAUACUACUCUUCCAAAUAUUCGGGCUAUGUCCUCCGCAGCCACCACGCCUCCAUCAGUGGAUAAAGUAGACGGAUUUUCCCGGAAGUCUGUCCGGAAAGCCAAGCAGAAACGUUCCCAGAGUUCCUCACAGUUCCGCUCUCAGGGCAAACCAAUCGAACUCACUCCUCUUCCCCUGCUCAAAGACGUCUCUGCUCAGGAGCAGCCGGAGUUGUUCCUGAAGAAACUUCAGCAGUGUUGUGCUGUGUUUGAUUUCAUUGACACUCUGUCAGACCUGAAGAUGAAAGAAUACAAGCGCUCAACCCUCAACGAACUCGUCGAUUAUGUUACAGUCAGCCGAGGAUACCUCACAGAACAGGCCUACCCAGAGGUCGUCAAAAUGGUGUCCUAUAAUAUAUUCCGAACUCUUCCGCCCAGUGAGAGUAAUGAGUAUGACCCAGAGGAGGAUGAACCCACUCUAGAGGCUUCAUGGCCACAUUUACAACUGGUGUAUGAGUUCUUCAUUCGCUUUUUGGAGAGCCAGGAGUUUCAACCCAGCAUUGCCAAAAAGUACAUAGACCAGAAAUUUGUUUUACAGCUGCUGGAGUUGUUUGACAGCGAGGACCCACGGGAGAGAGAUUACCUGAAGACAGUCUUACACAGAAUCUACGGAAAAUUCCUGGGACUUAGAGCUUUUAUACGAAAACAGAUUAAUAAUAUUUUUCUACGUUUUGUUUAUGAAACUGAGCACUUCAAUGGAGUCGCAGAAUUGUUGGAGAUUUUGGGAAGCAUCAUCAAUGGCUUCGCUCUGCCGCUGAAGGCCGAGCACAAACAGUUUCUGGUGAAAGUUUUGAUUCCUCUUCACACCGUCAGAAGCCUCUCACUGUUCCAUGCACAGCUGGCGUAUUGUAUUGUACAGUUCCUAGAAAAAGACCCUGCAUUAACAGAACCAGUUAUCAGAGGUCUGCUGAAAAUCUGGCCUAAAACCUGUAGUCAGAAAGAGGUCAUGUUCCUAGGUGAGCUGGAGGAGAUUCUGGAUGUGAUUGAGCCCACACAGUUUGUGAAGAUCCAGGAGCCUCUCUUCAAACAGAUCUCCAAAUGUGUCUCCAGCCCUCAUUUUCAGGUGGCUGAGAGAGCUCUGUACUACUGGAAUAAUGAGUACAUCAUGAGUCUGAUUGAGGAGAACUCCAAUGUGAUUCUUCCUAUAAUGUUCACAAGUCUGUACAGGAUCUCCAAAGAACACUGGAACCCGGCCAUAGUAGCUUUAGUCUAUAAUGUUCUGAAGGCCUUCAUGGAAAUGAACAGCACUUUGUUUGAUGAACUCACGUCCACUUACAAGUCAGAUCGUCAGAGAGAGAAGAAAAAAGAGAAGGAGAGAGAGGAGCUGUGGAAGAGGUUGGAGGAUCUGGAGUUAAAGAGAAGCCUCCAGAGUGACGGAAUUAUUCCCACUUAACGACGCGCCUCUCCUGGACCGCUUUUUUUCCAGCGCCCCCACCAUGUGCUCGGGAACGUUGGCCACCUUUUUUUUUUUUCCUUUCUGUAUUUGUGCGACUUACUUUACCGUAGAUUCACCUCAUCAGUCUCAUUAUUUCAAAAGCACUGUAAAUAAGUUUAUUUUAUCUUCUUUUUUUUUCCCCCUUAAAAAUAUUAUGCCGAAAAAGAACGUGACUAGAAAAAGGAAAUUAAAAAAUUCAAAUAAGCAAAAAGAAAAAAAAAAGAAAGAAAGAAACUCGCACUGGAGGGGGAAGGAUUUUGAGCAGACAGUAGGACUGAAAUGAACGACUGCUGUAUAGAAAAUCAAACAAACAGAGAAUCUGAACCCACCGAUCUGACAUACCUCAACCAUCAUUUCUGAACAACACCAGCCCAAAUCUCUCUCUCUUUUCCAAAGACUUGCCCCGUCUUUGUCCCUUACUCCUCCGAUUUUUCUUUUCCUCUUUAUGUCUCUGAAUUGGAUCAAGAUUUGCCACCUGUGUCCUCAUUAUCUGAAAACUGACUCGACUACCCUUGACCUUUGAUUAUCCGUUAACAUCUGGACAAACGCAGCAGGUCUGGACUGUAGACGUCUUGAAGGGAUGCAGAGGACACUAUGCAGUAUCCAGCAAAGAACAGGAAGUCAUACAUACUCACCAGCUCUUGUUUUUCCCUCCUCCUCCAUUCUUUUUCUGUCCAAAUGUGCCACCCAGUACACUCAUUUGGAUACUUUAGCACCAGUCCGGUACUGGUACCAGAAAAUGGGACAGACACACAUCUGAACGGGUGUCCAGAAUUCCAGCAGCAAAACCAGAGAUGCUUGUCAUGAGAAAUCGAUUUGCAAGUGCACACACACACAUUCUGCAUUCAAGUGUGUGGGGGAGUUUCUUACAGUGUUAAGUACCUGUAUACUGUAUCUGAAUGCAGUACUUUGAUACUCUGUAUCUAGUAGAACCUUAAGCGUAUUUUUCUUUAGGAGAAUCUAGUAUAUGAUGAGGAAAGAUUGAACAUAGCCUCUUGGGAUUUUUCUUUCUUUCUUUCUUUCUUGGGUUUCACUUCUAAUUUGUGGGGGUUGUUUUAUUUUAUUUUUAAGUCUGGAAUUUUGUUUGGUUUAGUUUUUUUGACCAAGUGGAAUUUGUUCUUUCUUCCUUUUUUUACUUAUUUGCUGAUUGGGGGGAGUGAGAGGGGGAUUGUGGAGGACUGAUGCUGUGGUGAGCUUUGUCAGAAUUGAACCUGUGCUUUAGAAAGCCCCAGACAUCAAAUGAUUACAAAAGUUAAAAAGGGUCGGAUAAAUACAAAUGUUUAAUUAUUUUAAAAAAAAUAAAGAGAUAUUAAAUUAAACCUGUUUUGUGAUAAAGACGAAAUGCACAUUUGCCUUCUUUGUGGCGCGUUUGAGUGGAAGAAAGUGUAAAGGAGAGGUAUCUGUAUUGACCACCAUAGCCAUGUAAAAAUUUUAUAUAGGUAAUUAUUGCAGCUUGAAAUUGUAAAAUGGUUCCUGUUCGUAACUCGUUCCAUUUUUUUUUUUAGGGGUAAAACUGAAUCAUUUUCUUGACCUUUGGUUUUACUAAAUGUUCCAUUCUUUUAAGAUGGAUCUUUUCAAUGAAUCAGCCAAACAAACCCGUCUGAACCAGGCCACUAUGAAUACAAUUUUGUUCAGACCACACAACAGUUGUUUGUGUCAGAACACAAAGUUGUGCAGAAUCUUUGUAAUGAUUUUUCAUAAUUUCUCCUUUUUUUUCUGCAGGGUAAACACAUUGCAUAGCUUGAAUUUAGAAUGACUAGAGGGUGAAUAAAUAAGAGUAUGUUUGUUUUCAGUUUACCCUUACUUUAAAUCAGUGUGACUGACCAAUUGUUUAUAGGACCAUGUGUGGUGUGUUUGUAAACUCAGUAUUACUCUCUUUCCAGCCCUUUAUUCACCAGUACCAAAUUAUUCCACAAGAGUGCAGCAGAGCUCAACAUUAAACAUUUCUAAACCAGC